Messenger RNA from Carassius gibelio (silver crucian carp), 1659 nucleotides. Its product is annotated as NXPE family member 3-like. Bases 1 to 1638 code for a protein of 545 amino acids. Lineage: Eukaryota; Metazoa; Chordata; Actinopteri; Cypriniformes; Cyprinidae. The record is from RefSeq and is a predicted model, not a curated record. The transcript has 7 exons.
AUGGAUGGACUGGGAAAACCCACACUGAGAGGCAGCUGUGCCCUAAUGGCUCUUUGGGUAUUGAAUGGUGGGAUCCACAUCAAACAAUUUCAGCCCCCCAGACCUAAACCAGUUCCUCGCAAUAACAGUUCAUCCAUAAUAUCUGCAUUUGACAUGGGAAUCAGUGAUGAGGAGUGGGAAAGACUACAGAAGGCUAUUGACUGGCCUAUUCCAGAUCAAGAAAUCACUUAUCUGAAUCAGAGCACAAGUCCAGUUCACUCAACUUUCUCUAUUGUGGGACUCAAAGAGAGCUACAAAGUUGGAGAAAAGAUCUCUGUUAUUAUCACAGCCAGAGACCACAACAAGAACCUGAAAAGAUAUGGAGGAGAUUUUUUCAAAGCAAAACUUUUCAAUACAGAGCUAAAGGCGAGUGUGUACGGGGAGGUUGUGGAUCAUCAUAAUGGGACUUACUCUGUUGAACUUCUUCUGCCGUGGGAAGGUCAGGCACAAGUUUUUGUACGUCUAGAGCACUCCAGUGAGGUUGUGCAGAUUCUUAAAAAAUACAGGGAUUCUUCAUUCCCACGCACCCACUUCAAUGGAUACUUUGAAGGGCCAGGACCCAAUAAAACCAGGAUCAGUGAAGUAGUAGAAUGUAAUAUUAAGUGGGGUGCAGAUGGAAAUUGGAGGAAAGGCGACUGCUGCUGUGAGCAUAAGGAUAUAAAAACAGGAACGGUGUGGCAGUGUGAGAGACCGAAGAAACUUUCCUGUGACAAACUGGUUCGUCACUCAGGCGGACGUUUGGAAAACCCAUUAAAUCCUUUUGAGCAGCAGCUUUUUACACAAAAAUUAACAAAUGUUGCUAUUAAUGGAGACAAAAAAAUCAUAAAUAUUCUUCCCAGCACUGCACCCAUUGGCACAAUGGAGAAAUGCAGGUCUGGCAUGACGACACCGGUUCCAGCAUGGUUUUAUUUGAAAGAUGUCUGGAAGUCUUUUGUAUGCAACACUCGACAGUUCAGUCCUGCACAAAUGGCAAACUGUCUUAAAAACAAGAUUGUCUAUUUGAAGGGAGACUCCACCACAAGGCAGUGGUUCGAGUUCUUAGAAAUGAAAGUGCCAGGCAUAAAAAGAAUGGACCUCCACACUCAUCCUGGGGGUGGCCCACUAAUGGCUGUGGAGCUGAAAAAUAAUAUCAUUGUUCACUGGAGGGUACAUGGUGUUCCUUUGCGAUUUGGUAAAAUAAUGCCUAUCAUUGACCUACAUUACAUCAGCAAUGAUAUUGAUGAAAUAGCCGGUGGGGCUCAUGCAGUCGUUGUCUUCACAUACUGUGCUCACCUGGUUUUCCACCCAAUAACAUUUUACAUAUAUGAAGUGGCCAAAAUCCGCCAGUCUGUUGUUGCACUGCUGAGUCGUGCUCCAGAGACCACCGUCAUCAUCAAGUCUGGAAACACUGCUGGACUAAAGAAUAUUUAUCAAAGUGAUUGGCACAUGUUGCAGUUGAACACUGUGAUGCGGGAGAUGUUCAGAGACAUUGAUGGAGUCAUCUUCAUAGAUGUCUGGCAGAUGACUUCCUGUCACUAUCUACGUGAAAACAUUCACCCAGGACCCGUCGUCAUUGGCAAUGAAGUCGACAUGUUGUUGUCAUAUAUCUGUCCUGCCUGAGGCCUGUUCAAGUUGAUUUGU